This is a messenger RNA of Pelmatolapia mariae (spotted tilapia), 792 nucleotides long. It is a transcript of the gene hoxd9a, whose product is annotated as homeobox D9a. Gene Ontology annotation, biological process: embryonic skeletal system morphogenesis; anterior/posterior pattern specification; proximal/distal pattern formation. The transcript is spliced from 2 exons. Gene Ontology annotation, molecular function: RNA polymerase II cis-regulatory region sequence-specific DNA binding; DNA-binding transcription factor activity, RNA polymerase II-specific. Bases 1 to 792 code for a protein of 263 amino acids. Gene Ontology annotation, cellular component: nucleus. The record is from RefSeq and is a predicted model, not a curated record. Lineage: Eukaryota; Metazoa; Chordata; Actinopteri; Cichliformes; Cichlidae.
AUGUCUUCCAGUGGCACUCUCAGUAACUGCUAUGUGGACGCUAUAAUGGGGCAGGAGCCGGAGGAUGUGUACGGUGCUCGCUUUAUUCAGGCUCCACACGCGAUGACCCCGAGGCCGUCAGGUGCUGGGGACAACGCAGACUUUUCCUCGUGUAAUUUUGCACCGAAAUCCGCUGUUUUCUCGCCGUCCUGGUCCUCAGUUCAUCCUCAGGGGAUUUAUCAUCCAUAUGUGCACCACCACCACCACCAGUCCCAUCUGCCUGCGUCGGACGGGAGAUACGUUAGCGUCCGACCGUGGAUGGACCCCAUUUCGAACCACGUUUCGUUCGCCGGAUUCCCCUCCAGCAGUCGGUCGUACGGGACAAAGCCAGAGGUCUUGCCUGCUAAAUCUUCAGAUUGUGACACGUUGGAAGCGGAGGCUCGGCCGCUCGCUGGCGAAUUCAUGUGCGGAGUAUCGGAGUGUCCAGAAAAAGCAACCAAAGAGCACAGUGGAAGUGAGCUUUCGAGCCACAGCGAACCCAAAGAGGAAAAACAAAAACUUGACCCAAGUAACCCUGCAGCAAAUUGGAUUCAUGCACGCUCGACGAGAAAGAAGCGAUGUCCCUACACAAAAUAUCAGACUUUAGAGCUAGAGAAGGAGUUCCUCUACAACAUGUAUUUGACAAGAGACCGGCGCUAUGAAGUCGCUCGCAUACUCAGUUUAACGGAGAGACAAGUGAAGAUCUGGUUCCAGAACAGGAGGAUGAAAAUGAAGAAGAUGAACAGAGAGAGGAACGGCAAGGAACAGCUAUAA